Messenger RNA from Caenorhabditis bovis, 462 nucleotides. The record is from the annotation of a GenBank genome assembly. Lineage: Eukaryota; Metazoa; Nematoda; Chromadorea; Rhabditida; Rhabditidae.
AUGGAUAAUCCGAAGAGCUCUCGAUCAACUCGGACAGCUAUUCCGCCAACUCCGACGGCGCCAAAAGGCGAUAAGGCUCCAAAGAGUUCGAAACCAGAAACAAUUAGUGCGACGGCCACUGAUAGCAAGGAUGCUGGACUCGGGGGAAAAAUAACUUUCGACUCGCUCAUCAAACAAUUUCUUUCAAUUUUUAUGAGUCUCGUCCAUAUUUGUCAUCAAAUCUUUGAAGCCGUCGCCGACGUGAUCGCCAAAAUCUUCAGAAUUAUUCUAUUCUGCUAUCGCAAACCGAAACAUGCCAAAGAGCUUUUCCUGACUACAAUCCAUCUCAUCAAAGUCUCUUACGAUGCUGAAAUUUGGAGUUGGACCCAACUCUUCGAUAUUCUCAAAUCUCAACUGAUCAAUCCAAUGUCGAAAGCGCCACCGCCUCCGCCACCAGUUCAAGCCGAACAGAAAGUCAAAUAA